This is a messenger RNA of Parathielavia appendiculata, 1820 nucleotides long. RefSeq lists its product as uncharacterized. The transcript has 3 exons. The record is from RefSeq and is a predicted model, not a curated record. NCBI's taxonomy places the organism in Eukaryota, Fungi, Ascomycota, Sordariomycetes, Sordariales, Chaetomiaceae. The coding region runs from base 477 to 1736 and encodes 419 amino acids.
CAACCACGAUUCCACGGUAAUACGCCUUUUGGGAGCCUUCCAAACAGUGAACUUUUCGAGUGCUUAGGACCAACCCAGAAUUGUCAAUUCAGUUGUCUUCUCCCUCAAGUUACCUGGGUACUUCCCAGACCCGACCAGGGUACGACACCGGCAACCCAGUUUCCGAGUUUAAAGUGCCAUCACUUCCAACACCACUCUACUACGGAAGAUAGUGGCUGUUAUCAGCCACCGUAGCUUGGUGGCGUUGCCGAGCAUGUCCUCUAUGUGGGGACAACUGCUGUGAAGCAACAACUCAUGCCUGACCCCACCACGACUGUCACACAUCAUCCCGAUCCCAAUCCCGAUCCCAGUACAUCGAACAACUUCACCGCGGCAUGACGCUUUCGGUAGGUAACCUUCAGCUACUCUGAGUCUCUCCUUGCCUAAAUUUCUCGAUCGUCGACGCAAAACGGCGAAUCCCAUGUGCUUGAGCAACCAUGCUUUUGAUCACACAGCUGCCCUGCGAGAUAAUCGCCGAAAUCCUGCGCAACCUGGACCAUCUCCGGUUCCUAUCCCCGGCUCUCCUAACGUGCCGCCAUUUCUACACCUCCUUCAAGGAAUACCAUGGCAUCGAAAUCUCGAUCCUCCGCCACCAAGUCACCCCGGCCCUCCUUCCACACGCAGUCGCCGUGGUGGAAGCGUCGCGUCUGCCUCGGCGCAGGGUUUUCACAAGCUCGUUCCGGUGUUUGCUCGACGAGCUCUACGAGCGACCGGCGCGUCUGGUGGACCGGCUGCCGACUUUUCCAACGACCUUGAUUUGGAAAAUAAGCCGCACUCAUGACGUGAUUCACGCCUUCGCGACCGACUUUGCGACUCGCGCCUUGGAUUGCAUUGCACCUGGAGCUGCAUCAGCUGGUCCAUGCACAGUGGUAGCGCUAUCGCCUCUCGAAUACUUUCGCUUCCGCCGGGCAUUCUACAGGGUCGAAUUGUUCUAUACGCUUUUCCAGGACAGUUUGUUUAGAAAGAACAUGGACAACUGGUUUUUUUCGAGACAUCCGUUUUGGGAAAACGAACAAAUCGGCUGUGUACACGAGUACUUGCUAGCAAGGUUCGCCGAAGCUUCUCGCGAUAUCGUCGCCCAUGAUGUUUUCUUCGGGGAGAUCUCGAUCGACUAUCUCACGCCGGGGGAAGACGACCGAUAUCACACUUGGCUAUCUCAAGGCGUUGAAUUUGUUUACAACCUGACAGUUGCGGACUCUUACGAUGCCAAGCACAGCAUGUUGCAGUCUGCUCUAGACUCCAGACCCCGCUGUGUCAACUUGCUUGAGGCCUUGGUCGCGUUUCUCGACGGCCUCUACCUCCCGGACGGGAACAAUAUGGAGCAGCUAUCUGAAGAAGAGUUGCGCUCUUUUACCCCAGGCCACGCUUAUGAUCCUGCCCAGGACGACAUAGACCGAGGGCCGUACGAGUCUUGGCGCCACACUCGCGCAGAUUUGAGGUUGGAGACAUCGCUCAUGCACGCUGAUGACGGCUGGCUCCGUGAGCGCGCCUACGUGUUUUGGGACCAGGACCGCGUGCAGACGUAUUUCAGGGCUGGGUUUGGGGAAGGCCCAUCUCCAGAUGCCAUCCGCGAGCGGGAAUAUCAUGAUAUGCUGGAUACGUUCGCUCAAAGGUCAAAGAUCUGGCGGAAAGGAGGCAGGGGUUACUGGAGCACUGAUGACACGAGCCGGAUAGUGUGGCCCGAUAAACUGAACUAGGAUGAAAGUUUUAGGAUGGCCGCAACGGCGUUCUCAAGCCCAUUCUAGUGCGGCUAUUGAAAAGAAAGACGCUAUCCUACUGCA